AUGCCCACGGCACACAACGAGGUCUUCGAUAUCAUCAUCAUCGGCGCCGGCCCCUGCGGCCUCGCUGUCGCCGCUCGACUACGCGAAGAAACGCCGUCGGCCAUGUUCACCGACGAAGAGCAUCAGCGAUACCACUGGAUCAAGAAACACCAGGGGAAAAUGAGUCUGGUGCGAGCUCGACAGCGCCGGGUACAUGGCACGCCCCUCACGCCGUGCACCUACAUGUCUUGUGGCGGCAGGAAAGGAGACUACUAUAAUGAUGAGAAUAGAUACUCGGCUCUAGUGCUGGAUGGUUCGGGACCUCGGUGGAUGGAGCGCUGGAAUUGUGCCUUCAAGGCCUUAAAGAUCGGUCACUUGCGCAGUCCUAUGUUUUUCCAUAUCGACCCGGCGGAUCGGGAUGGCUUGCUGGCGUAUACGCGCGAAAUGGGCCGCGAGAAAGAGCUUUAUGAGCUUUCUGGGUGCGUGGGACAGGAACUGAGUAAGCAUAAGAGGAAGAAGAUACGGAAUCCGUCGAGGUUCCCGCACGAAGCAGAAAUUAACGAGCGCGACCGGAAGGAUUAUUUCACCCCCUCGACAAACCUAUUCGCGGAUUACUGCCGCUCAAUCGCUGCGCGAUACGGACUCGAUGAAGAGAAUCACGAAAUCAGACAUUCGGAUGUCUGCGAUAUCCGGUUUGGUGAGAUCGAGAAAGGUUCAAAGGAUGACACCAAGUUGUUUACUGUAUCCACCUCGCAGGGGAAUACUUUUCAUAGUAGAGCGGUCGUAUUGGCGAUUGGUCCUGGGACUACCAAGCUGAUGCCUUGGGAUCUGUCGCCAGAGGAGGAAAACAUGGGCGCUGCCUGCUGUCAUAGCUCAGAGAUCGGAGUAAAGUUUCCCAGUCCGAGUCUUGCGCGGAAGAUUGAAAAUCGGCAGGUAACCAAUUUGGUUGUUGUUGGUGGUGGUCUAUCAUCAGCACAAAUUGCGGAUAUGGCCAUUCGGAAAGGUGUUACUAGAGUCUGGCAUCUUCUGCGAGGCGAUUUGAAGGUCAAACAUUUCGAUGUCAGUCUGAAUUGGGUCGGGAAGUUUAAGAACUAUGAUAAAGCUGUAUUCUGGUCCGCCGAUGAUGAUCAAGAGCGCUUCGAGAUGUUACAGUCUGCCCGCAACGGAGGCAGCAUCACACCACAGUACCAGAAGAUUCUGAAGCAGCACGUCGCUCACAAGCGUCUGUCGAUACACACGCACACCGUCAUCACAAGCAAGCACUUUGAUCCGGUGUCACAGACAUGGAAAUUAAUCACAGACCCGCCGAUUGCAGAUUUACCGCCCUGCAUUGAUUAUAUCUGCUGCGCGACAGGAAUGAAGACGGAUGUCACUGAGAUGCAGCUGCUGCAGUCGAUGAACCGAGACUAUCCGAUUGAAACCAUCAAUGGACUGCCCUGUCUCACGGACGAUCUCAUGUGGAAGACGGGCGUGCCGUUGUUUGUCACAGGACGCCUGGCGUCUCUGCGUCUGGGGCCGGCGGCGCCUAAUCUUGAAGGCGCACGUCUUGGGGCGGAGCGCAUUGCAUGGGCCGUGGAAGACGUGCUGGGAGAUCGGAGCAGAGGCACUACAGACAGUCGACAACAGAGCGCGAGGUAUCAGCGGGCGUUUUGCGGGCUGGGUAACCGGUAUGAGAGUCUGGGCGAGGAGUGGAUAUCCUUUGCAGCAGCCAACCACAGCCGCCGCAUUGGGCGUCCCCCGCGGCUUACAUAUCGCCGGCUUAUCGAUAGCGGUGAGACGCACUCUUGUAUAUGUUCCUACUUUGCACAAGACCGACAUCCUGUGUUGAACAGAGGAAGCGAGAGAAAACAGACUGUCGUCAUGGCCAUCAACGCCUCACCAACAGCCACUGCAGGGCAAGACAAGAAGCUCCGGUUCCUCGUCAUCGGCGCCGGAUCGCGAGGAAAUCGCUAUGCCGAAGCCGUCACCGAAGGCACUUCAGCCCUCAUUCACGCCAUCGCAGAGCCACGGCCCUUUAGCCGCCAGGAGUUUGGCGAGCGCUACAUCUGGGGCGCAAAGGGUCAGCCCGCCGAGGGCCAGGAGUUCCGCGAUUGGAAGGCCUGGCUGAAAUGGGAGCAAGAGCGACGACAGAAACUCGCCGAGGGCGCACAAAAUGUGCCCGAUGGCGUGGACGGGGUUUUCGUGUGUGUUCUAGACGAAAUGCAUGUGGAGGUUAUGUGUGCCAUCGCACCCCUGAAUUUGCAUGUUCUCUGCGAAAAGCCCCUCGCGACGUCGCUGAAGGACUGUCUUGCUAUCUACCGCGCGUAUGUGCCGGAGGGCAAGGAGGAGGUUGGCCCUGCAAAGGUGUUUGGCAUCGGCCAUGUUCUGCGUUAUAGUCCUCACAAUGUGAAAUUACGUCGGCUACUUCUGGCAGAUCGUGUCAUCGGAGAUAUCGUCUCCGUCGAGCACACGGAGCCCGUUGGUCACUGGCACUUUUCGCAUAGUUAUGUCCGGGGCAACUGGAGACGAGAAACCGACGCCGGAGUUGGCUCUCUGCUAACAAAGUCCUGUCACGAUAUUGAUUUCCUCGUCUGGCUGCUCUCGUCUCCGCCUCCGGGCUCACACAAAGACACUCCUCCCCAUCACCCACGCUCCAUCACCUCUUCAGGCAAUCUCACCCAGUUCCUGAACAGGCGCAAACCCAAGGAAGCCGGUUCCGCAACGAACUGUCUCUCCUGUCCCAUUGAACGGAAAUGCAUCUACAGCGCCGUCCGCGUCUAUAAGGAGAGACACCUGGACCAGGGUGUAGUGGACUGGCCACUUCACAUUGUCUGUCCCGAUAUUGAGGACACAUUCAAGACAUCCGGCAGCGCCGCAGCCGAGAAACUCCUAAUGGGCAAAUUGGCAGAGGACUACAACAAGGACUCAACACCAGAUGGCGAAAUUGCCUCUCGCUCCUGGUACGGCCGCUGCGUCUGGGAAUCUGACAAUACUGUCUGCGACGACCAAUUCGUAACGAUAACAUGGGACGACGAUGACAGCAACGAAACUCAAGCUCGUCGUCCUCGAAUUGCCAAAACAGCAAGUCUACACAUGAUCGCGCCGACUGAAAAACAGUGCGAGCGACGCGGACGCGUCUACGGCACCGAAGGCGAGAUUGAGUACGACAGUCGCACAAUCAAAAUCUUCUCAUUUGCGACUAAUGAAUUUACGACCGUCGAGAUUCCUCCUGCCAAAAAUCCCAAGGAAGAGAAAGCGCAUGGAGGCGGGGAUUGGGGAUUAGCACGCAUGUUUGUCGAGGCUAUAGAUGCGGUGGAGAAUAAGGGCCGGGAUGUGCGCGAUGCGCAGACGGAGUUUAUUGGGUGUACUCUGGAGGAAGCAGUGAGGAGCCAUGCAGUUGUCUUUGCGGCUGAGGAGGCUCGCAUAGAAGAGAAGGUAGUGAAGUGGCAGCCAUGGUGGGAUCAGCAGGUGAAAUCGUUUGUUGCUUGA
Talaromyces atroroseus is the source of this 3447-nucleotide messenger RNA. RefSeq lists its product as hypothetical. NCBI's taxonomy places the organism in Eukaryota, Fungi, Ascomycota, Eurotiomycetes, Eurotiales, Trichocomaceae. Bases 1 to 3447 code for a protein of 1148 amino acids. The transcript is spliced from 4 exons. The record is from RefSeq and is a predicted model, not a curated record. Gene Ontology annotation, molecular function: nucleotide binding.